Messenger RNA from Linepithema humile (Argentine ant), 2145 nucleotides. RefSeq lists its product as uncharacterized. NCBI's taxonomy places the organism in Eukaryota, Metazoa, Arthropoda, Insecta, Hymenoptera, Formicidae. The record is from RefSeq and is a predicted model, not a curated record.
CGGUCUCGUUAGUGUGGCGGCGAUCGCGACUGCGGAAUGAUGUAUACGUUAAAGGGGAGGUACGCGGUGGUGACGAUUCUUUUGUUUGCUCUGAGUCGCGGUGAUCUCUUCAGACGCACGCGGCAACAGCAGCGAUACAAUCCCGGGAUAUCGGCAUUUCCGUGGCAUCUCGCACCAUCUUGGGAGUACAUACUCCAUGAGAUUAUUCUCAAGUCGGUCACCCCGCCGCCGCAGGAUGCUAACGUGCCUUACAAGCGUCCGUUGGACGCGUCUUUCUACGGCGGGCCGGUCAACGUGAAUUUCAGCGACGACGUGAAUGUUGUGUCGCGCGGCAAUGUCUAUCGUCUGCUCAACGGCCACUGGAUGCUGUGCCAGGACGGAUGCGUGGAUUGCGAGCCGUGCGCGGCGCAGAGGAAUCCCUUAUUCAAGUGGGUCCUGCAGAGGGUCAAGCAGCUGUCAGUUUCCGACUCGCCGCGACACGAUCUCCAGCUGACGAUAAUGCCGCAAGCGGACGAUCGCUUCCCCGCGAGCAAUCUCUGGCCGAAUUCCUAUGUUUACGUAACAUCCCAGAGCGAGCGAGCGCCGGUCUCGAUUAUCAGAACGCAGUACAAUAACAAUCAUGACAAUGUCUUGUCCAAUUUGGAGAACAGUUUUUCCGAGCAGCAUUAUCGAUCGAAGGAUCUCUGGCGAUUGACGCCGCGAGACUCGGUCGCCAGUCAGGACAAGAUCCCGCGGACAGAUGAUCGCGUUACCAUUCAAGAGAACGCGAGCACCGAGCAGCCCAAGAAGGAGGAAUCGCCUGAGCAGAGAGACAGAUUCAGAAAUACGACGAUACACCGAUCGCGGCCGAAAUUUGUGAAAGAACAGGAUCAAUCAAUCAAUUUGACGUCGAAAUUAAUCCUGGGAACCGAUCAACAGGGUCAGAAGCAUCUGAUUCACGUGGUACCGGUGGAUCAUCCGCCGACCAUCGCACUUCCCGUGAAUCAUUCGCAAUUUGCGAAUGAUCAAGCGGCGCAGUUGAACGACACGUUAGAUCAAGCGACGCAGUCGAACGACACGAUCCCGAAACGCGAGAAGCAAGCUUACCAAUGGAUACUCCGUAGGAUUUUUGACUCCUUGAACACGCACAGGCAAUCGAUCGAAAAUUUCCUCGAAUCCUCGCCGGCCGACAACGCGCAAAGGAUACCAUCUUCGACGGAUAAUAUGGAAGCCGUUGCAUCUUCCUGGCGCAAUCGUAAUGCAAGACAUAUGAACGCUCGUAAUGUUGAGCCAUUGCGCUUUAAUAAUGCAACGUUACCAUCUUUAUAUGUGGGAAACGAAGAUGGAAUGGGGAGACAUCGAUACAGAAACAAAUAUGGUUACGAAAAUAUGAAACAAAAUGUUAAUAAUUAUUACACGACAUAUCGAGAUACGAAUCAAGAUAUAAUGCUGCGCGGACAGUCGCUAAUAGAUUCAAAUUGGAAUCGAAUUGGAGAUCGACGAAAAAUUCACACCAAGCCAUAUUUUGUUAACGGUAAAAAUAUUUCGAGGAUAGAUUCAUUGAUUCCAUUUAAAAAUUCAGGUAAUACUUCACUAGAUGUUAUUUCUGUUGAUUCUAAUAACAGCUUUAUUAUACACUCCGGGAAACAAAUUAAUUUUAAUGACACGUUCGAUAAGGCAAAUAAUAAUUUCACGGAAUCGAAUUCGAUAAUAAUAAAACGCGAGAACGGACAAUUAUUCAAAUCAGAACGGCUGGAAAGCGGCGAUGCUAAUCAAAAGUUUGAGGCUUCCCGUCAUUCUUUCAGGAUAAUUGAUACCACCGAGUCGCCAGUAAUUCGAAGAGAACACGAAACCCUAAAUCGCACUAAAACACUACAAAUCACUACGUCAAAGUCAUUCGUUGAUGAUCAGUAAUUAAGGUACAAAAACGACGAUGGAAAAGUUAAUUGCGAUAUUGCAAUUAUACAUAUAUUUGUAUGAUUGCAGCAAUUAAUUCGUAUAAAUUACGUAAUACAUAAUAUAAUAUAACGUUUAUCAAAUUAAUAUACUUUCCAAUAAAAUGUAUCAAGAUUCGAUUUUUUAAUGGAGGAUUGAUUGUACUCUAAUAUGCAAUGUAAUCGCAUAGCAAAGAAAAAAAAGAAAAAAAAAAUAUUUGCAUUAAAAUAA